AUGUCUUCUCCUAAAUGCUUGUUAGAGUUAUUCCUGCUCGGAGUAGUAGUGAUUCUCUCUGCUACCCCCACAUCACUGGCUAAUCGCCUAGAACCUCCUAAAGGUAAAGGCGAGAAACCACCCCUAAACCAUAAGCCCCCACGGGUUCACCUUUUAAGUGAGAAUGUAGGGGACUUUCAUGGACCUCCAAAGGAUAAGGGUGAGAAAACACCACCUAAACACCAACCCCCACAUGGACACCUUCUAGUUGAGGAUGAAGAGGAUUCUUUUAAACCUCCUAAGAGUAAGGGAGAGAAGUUUCCAUCACAAAAUCCUCUGCCAGGAUAUAGACGCCUUUUGGCAGAGGAUGUCGUGGAGGACUCGCAUAAGGGUAAGGGAUAUAAGCCACCACACGGACAUCUUUUAGCCGAGGAAGAAGUAGUGGAGGACUCACACAAAGGAAAGGGAGAGAAGCCACCUCCAAAGCAGAAGCCACCACAUGGACAUCUUUUGGCAGAGGAUGUCGUGGAGGACUCGCAUAAGGGUAAGGGAUAUAAGCCACCACACGGACAUCUUUUAGCCGAGGAAGAAGUAGUGGAGGACUCACACAAAGGAAAGGGAGAGAAGCCACCUCCAAAGCAGAAGCCACCACAUGGACAUCUUUUAGUUGAGGAAGAAGUAGUCGAGCACUCACACAAGGGAAAGGAACAGAAGCCACCUCCAAAACACAAGCCACCACACGGACAUCUUCUAGCUGAGGAAGAAGUAGUGGAGGACUCACACAAAGGAAAGGGAGAGAAGCCACCUCCAAAACACAAGCCACCACACGGACAUCUUCUGGCUGAGAAAGAAGUAGUUGAGGAUUCACACAAAGGAAAGGGAGAGAAGCCACCUCCAAAAUCCAAGCCACCACACGGACAUCUUCUGGCUGAGGAAGAAGUAGUUGAGGACUCACGCAAAGGAAAGAAAGAGAAGCCACCUCAUAAGCGUCCACCAACCAACUGA
Hevea brasiliensis (rubber tree) is the source of this 984-nucleotide messenger RNA. RefSeq names its product early nodule-specific protein 2. The transcript has a single exon. Lineage: Eukaryota; Viridiplantae; Streptophyta; Magnoliopsida; Malpighiales; Euphorbiaceae. Bases 1 to 984 code for a protein of 327 amino acids. The record is from RefSeq and is a predicted model, not a curated record.